Molecule: messenger RNA, 245 nt
Organism: Aspergillus uvarum CBS 121591
Lineage: Eukaryota; Fungi; Ascomycota; Eurotiomycetes; Eurotiales; Aspergillaceae
Exons: 2
Coding region: 81-245 (54 amino acids)
Source: RefSeq, a predicted model, not a curated record
CGAGAAGAGAACUUGCUACAAAAUUCAGCUUCUAUAAAGCUGGAAACAUAAUAUCAUUUUCGAGUUCAAGUGUUAUCGACAUGGGUAUUGGACCGACUGAGACUGAGAUAGUAGAUCUCAUAUGUGUUAUUUAUCUGGCGUUGGCCAGAGAAACGCUGAAUAAACUUCUAGAGCUUACGGCGGAGCGCUGCAAUGAAGUUGCGAAAAAUCGCUCUUCACUUGGUGGCUAUUAUCUUGAAUACUAG